Messenger RNA from Daphnia pulex (common water flea), 1407 nucleotides. Its product is annotated as torsin-2A-like. The transcript has 2 exons. Gene Ontology annotation, molecular function: ATP hydrolysis activity; ATP binding. Gene Ontology annotation, biological process: cellular response to misfolded protein. The coding region runs from base 198 to 1331 and encodes 377 amino acids. The record is from RefSeq and is a predicted model, not a curated record. Lineage: Eukaryota; Metazoa; Arthropoda; Branchiopoda; Diplostraca; Daphniidae.
AAAAUUUUGACACAAGAAAUGGCAGACGAUUUUAACGGCAUUUUUAAAAAUGGGGAUUCAGUUCAAUAUUUGUCUCGAUGUCUCGACGUGGUUUCGGUUUUAAUCUGAUUACCAAGAUCGUUAUCACCUUUAAGUCCUUGCAGUUGACUGUUGUAUUUGAUUGCCCUAGUUUGAUUUUCAUGUGACGUUUUCUAACAAUGAAUUAUAACGGUGAAACUAUGACUUCUUCUCGAAGAAAAUUGGCGUUGAAGACCCAGCCUGGAGAUCUUUCAAAAGCCCUUAUUCUCUACCAACCUUUCCCAGGAAAACUGAGCUUCGGGAGGAAUUUAGCAUUGUCGACUGACCCAGUGAAGGAGUGUAAGCCAGACAUCCAACAAUUAAAAUCUCAAUGUGAAACAAAAACCAAGAAACAGAACAAUCAAACAUGUGAUAAAUCUGAUCCAAAGAAGCUCAGUCCUGGUAACAGGUUUUCAUUGGGUUUUGUAGUGGUUGCAGUUGUGAUAUUUUCACUAAUCAGCUCAAUUAUUAGGGAUGAUGAUAUAUGUGAAUCUUCAAAUUCCAUGACAAUUGACCUCAAGUUACUGAGUAGUGAAUUAAAAACUAACCUAUUUGGGCAGGAACUAGCAGUUACAACCAUUGCUAAUGUUCUGGAGGAAUUUCAGGUGACAGUUGAACAACUGACAGUGCUUGUCCUUUUGGGUGGAUCUGGAACAGGGAAAACGUGGACAAAUCACUUAAUUGGCAAUUCGUUGCCCGAACAUGCGAAUCAAGCGACAUUACAUCUCGGACCUUGGUCAAGUUCGCAAGAAAUCGAGAGGGCUUUCAAGAGUCUGGAAUGCUGCCGUUGGAAUUUCUUCUUCAUUGAAGAUUCAGACUAUGCGGACAAUCAGCAGAUUGAAACUGUGCUUGAUUGGGCGGUUUACGUUAACCAGAAUAUAUCAUGUUCUCAUCGAAAAAUCGUUGUGAUCCUGACGAGUAAUUAUGGCCAAAAAGAAUUUGCCGAAUUACUUUUACAAGAACGCGAAAAUUCGGGUACGAGAUGGACUAUGAAUCUCGUCAAUCUUCAAGAGGCCGCUAGUAAGUUGACCUCCCCUCUGAUCAAUGCUUUUGCCCAACGGAGACUUCACUUCACUCCUGUUCCUUACCUGCCUCUUGAGAAGAUGCAAUUAGAGCAAUGUAUUCGCCAGGAUCUGAUGUUUAAGAAGAAAUCGGCCCCUGUUGAUGUGAUAAAUAAAAUCACGCAACAUUUUCAAUUCGUGCCUCCCCAAAAGAAAUAUUUCGUCACUUCGGGCUGUAAAACUGUAUCUACAUUUGUCAAUCUAUAUUCGUAACAAAGUCUGUAGUAAAGAGGAAAGGUUUUUAUUGUGUGUUUAUCGAUGAAUUCAGAAUACAACAUUCGAAACGUAA